CGUUACCAUCUGAAAAAUUUCGAAUAGAAGUUUACUAUGUAGUUUUGGAAACAAUUAUUAACUCAAUUGAAAUGCGAUUUAAGGGAUCUCGUGAAAUUUUAAAAGAUUUAUGUUUUUUAUCACCUCAGCGUAUGAUAGAAUUCAGUAACAAUAAUAAAACCUUGCCAAUUGAUGCUUUUCAGAAUAUUUCUCAAUGGAUCCCUAGUAUUGAUUUAUCACUAUUAAAAGUAGAAUAUAUCACAUUCAGUAAUAAUUUAUCUGAACUGUUGGAAGGACUUGGACUUUAUCCAGAUAAAUUACAUAAUGAUAAAAUUGAUGUUGAAAGUGAUGUAAGUUCAGUCACAACUAGUUCAUCAAAUGAAGACAAAGAAGUAAUGAAAGGAAAGGUCAACAGUUUGAACGUCUUAGAAAUAUUAUCUAGUUUUGGAUUAACAGCAGCAUUCCCAAAUUUAUAUCUCGCAUACAAAUCUUUAUGCACAUUACCAGCAUCAUCAGCGACAGCAGAACGCAGCUUCUCUGUGGUGAAGUUAGUAAAAACAAGAUUGCUUUCUACUAUUGGUCAAUCCCGUUUAGAAAGCUUAUUAAUUUUAAGUUGUGAAAAAGAUGUGCCAAUAAAUUUUGAAAAAGUUAUUGAUACAUUUGGGAAUUCUUCUGAAUUAUUGAAAAAGAAAUUAAUAUUUAAGUGAAU
Messenger RNA from Myzus persicae (green peach aphid), 688 nucleotides. RefSeq lists its product as uncharacterized. The coding region runs from base 72 to 686 and encodes 204 amino acids. The record is from RefSeq and is a predicted model, not a curated record. NCBI's taxonomy places the organism in Eukaryota, Metazoa, Arthropoda, Insecta, Hemiptera, Aphididae. The transcript has 2 exons. Gene Ontology annotation, molecular function: protein dimerization activity.